Messenger RNA from Phascolarctos cinereus (koala), 1618 nucleotides. Its product is annotated as sialic acid-binding Ig-like lectin 14. Gene Ontology annotation, cellular component: plasma membrane. NCBI's taxonomy places the organism in Eukaryota, Metazoa, Chordata, Mammalia, Diprotodontia, Phascolarctidae. Gene Ontology annotation, molecular function: sialic acid binding. The record is from RefSeq and is a predicted model, not a curated record. Gene Ontology annotation, biological process: cell adhesion.
GAACCUCACACAUCUGGCCAGAGGGAGCCAUGGUAUUCAGGGAGUGACACAGAACCCCAGCAGAACCUGGCUCUCUCCUGUCUCAUAGAUGCUGCUGCUGCUGCUGCUGCUGCCCCUGCUGUGGGAGGGGUCCCUGUCCCAGAUACUGGAGCUGCAGCCCUCGGUGACGGUGCAGGCAGGGAUGUGUGCCCAUGUCCUCUGCACCUUCCAUCGCUCAGGAGGAUUAUUCUCUUACCACUACGGAGUUCAUGGCUACUGGUUCAGAGAAGGGACUCAUGUUUUAUAUGGCAGACCCGUGGCUACCAAUGACCCAUCUCGGGAGGUGGAGGAUGAAGCUGAUGGGAGAUUCCAUCUCCUUGGGGAUCCCAGGAUGAACAAUUGUUCUCUAAGCAUCACAGAUGCCCGGUUCUCAGACACGGGGAAAUACUUCUUCCGAUUUCACUCUGGAUAUGAUAAAUACAGUUACCUCAAGAAUCUACUCUAUGUGAAUGUGACAGACUUGAUCCAGAAACCAGACAUCUCUAUGCCAGAGAUGCUAGAGUCGGGGAACCUAGUGACUGUGAACUGCACAUUUCCUUGGGCCUGUGGGGAAAACAGGCCCUUCAAAUUCUCCUGGAGUGGUGCCGCCCUCUCCUCCAAGACACAAAGCUCUUGGGCAUCCCACUCCUCAGAGGCCUCCUUCAUCCCUGAACCCCAGCAUCAUGGCACCAACCUCACCUGUCAGGUGACCCUUCCUGGAGGCCGUCUGAGCACGGAGAGAACCGUCCAACUCAACGUGUCCUAUGCUGUGCAGAAUGUGACCAUCACCGUGGCCCAGGACAACAGGACAACAGUUUUCAUCCCAGGAAACAGCUCAGAUCUUGUGGUGCAGGAGGGACAGUCCCUUCGCCUGCUCUGUGCUGCCAACAGCAAUCCCCCAGCCACACUGAGCUGGCUCCGGGACCAAACCCUGGCCUCUUCCCAGCCUUCACAGAAUGGAGUCCUGCACCUGGAUCUGCCCCACCUAGGGCCAGCAGAUGGAGGGAAUUACACCUGCCUUGCUCAGCAUCCUCUGGGCUCCAAGCAGGCCUCCCUAAAUGUCUCUGUGCAGUCCUUCUCUGCCCAGGAGAACAGCUCUUGGCCCCUCAUGCUCACACUGCUCCGGGGAGCCCUCAUGGGGGCCGGCUUUCUGCUCACCUAUGGCCUCACCUGGCUCUAUUACACCCGGAAUCCUCUAGGGAGGGAGCUGCCACCAGCUCCAGAAGCUGCGCAGUGCUCUGUGUGAAGGCUCUCCUGCCCUGGAACCCAGCCCAGACCUGCCUCCUACCUCUUCCACUCGAUGGCCCCAGUUCUGCCUUCAGGGACCCAGCAAGUCAAGCCUGACCCACCAGCCAGUGGACUGACCUCCAGGCCUAGCCGACCAUCCUCAGGUCUCCCGUGGGUCUCCUCUUCUCUCUCUGAACAGCCACAGGCCUUUCCCCAGAUUGGCCUAUGGCAUGACCUCCUUGAUGGAGGGAGGGAGUCUGCAUCCCAGGACCUGCUACCAGGACAUGCCAAAGCCCCAGAAGCCCAGCCCCGGACCUGGGAGAGCGCCUGCAGCUGUCGCCAGAGCACCCAGGACCACAUUAGAUGACCAGAC